Molecule: messenger RNA, 5133 nt
Organism: Stereum hirsutum FP-91666 SS1
Lineage: Eukaryota; Fungi; Basidiomycota; Agaricomycetes; Russulales; Stereaceae
Product: phospholipid-translocating P-type ATPase
Exons: 11
Coding region: 1-4395 (1464 amino acids)
Biological process (GO): phospholipid translocation
Cellular component (GO): plasma membrane
Molecular function (GO): magnesium ion binding; ATP hydrolysis activity; ATP binding
Source: RefSeq, a predicted model, not a curated record
AUGGGCUGGUACAACAAACUGACCGACUGGAGCGUCGAGGACCUUUUCGCCCGCCAACGCGCUCCUGGGCCCCCUCGCUCCAUCUUCGUUAACGAACCCCUGCCGGACGACUAUUACGACAAGAAACACAGGGUGCUCAAGCAGCACAAGUACACUACGAAUCAGGUCAUCACGUCCAAGUACACAAUCAUCACGUUUCUCCCGAGGAACUUGCUCGAGCAGUUUAGGAGGGUCGCCAACAUGUGCAGAAAGUGUACGGUUCAUGAACGCGUGAGCUUCUUCCUCGCCAUUGCCAUCCUCCAGUUCUUCAACAAAUUCAACACCAUCUCCCCUGGUCUCGUCAUCCUCCCUUUGCUCGUCGUCUGGGGUAUCACCGCGCUCAAAGAUGGCUACGAAGACAUCAAACGGCAUCAAUCUGACCGUCGCGUCAACUACUCCGAGAUCAGCGUUCUCGAAGGCGGUGGCUGGGAGAACCCGAACAAGAUGUCCUCGAAAUCCAAGACGUUCGUCCGUGGCUUGCCUAGACCUCUCCGUCGUCGAAAGCGCAAGAUGGUGAAGAAGGGAGAUGGAAGGGAUGCCGAUGCGGAAAUGGCUGCUCACGGAGCUCCACCUGAGGCGGUGUCGAGCGGUGUCGAAUAUGUUACCUCUGACGAACCAGACGUCGAAUACGACAACGCUGGAGUACCUUCCGACGCCGCGCACUGGAAGGUGAAGACCUGGGAGGAUUUGAGGGUCGGUGACAUCGUGAAAGUUAGGGAUGGACAGGCAAUACCGGCUGAUAUCAUGAUCUGCGCCACGAGCGAGGACGAGAACGUCGCGUUCGUGGAGACGAAGAACCUCGAUGGAGAGACGAACCUCAAGUCAAGGAACGCGGUCUCGGUGCUCACCCACAUGCGAACGGCGGCGGACUGCGCGAACCCGAGCAACGCUUUCGAGAUCGAUUGCGACAGGCCCGAACCGUUCAUGCACAAGCUCAACGCGGCGGUCGUCAUCGGUGACGAACGUUCCUCGGUCGAACUCCAGAACACGAUGCUGCGUGGGACGGUGCUCAAGAACACGGCGUGGGUCAUCGGCAUCGUGAUGUACACCGGCUUGGACACAAAGCUCGUCUUGAACUCGGGUGGGACGCCGAGUAAGAGGAGUAAGGUCGAGAGACAGAUGAACCCUAUGGUGUUCGCGAACUUGAUCCUCUUGGCGGUCAUGGCUAUUGCCUGUGCGAUCGUGGACUCAGUGUUGGAGAAGCAUUAUUUUCCGAGGCUGGCGCCGUGGUUGUUCUCGGACGACCACUCGGACGAUAAUCCUUCGAUCAAUGGAUUGGUGACCUUUGCGUUCGCAUUGAUCACCUUCCAAAACAUCGUCCCCAUCUCGCUCUACAUCUCCAUCGAGGUCGUCCGGACAUGUCAAGCCGCCUUCAUCUACUUCGACAGAGAAAUCUACUACGAAAAGACAGACCAGGCCACGCUCGCUCGCAGCUGGAACUUGUCCGACGACCUCGGUCAGAUCGAAUACAUCUUCUCCGACAAGACAGGCACCCUCACCCAGAACGCCAUGGUCUUCCGUCGAUGCUCAGUCGGCGGUAUAGCGUACAACGGCCGCGACGGCGAGGAAGGCACCGUGUCCGAUCAGGCCACACUUCCAGCUGAGCCAAACCCACACUCUAUGGACACGACCGUUCGGGUAUCGGAACACUCGUCCCCGGACUCUCUCCCUCUCAAGCCGUUCAGCUCCGCCUCGCUCACCAAGGCCAAGGCCACGCCUAACCCUCUCCACGCCCACCGUGUCAAGCUCUCUGGGGGCGUCCUGCAGCACUACCGCGACCCGGCGCUCUCGAACGACGUCGCUUCUGCGUUGGCUUCUGGAGAUAGAUCUGAGCGUGACAGGCUGAACGGGUUCUUCUCCACGCUUGCGCUCUGCCAUACCGUCCUUGCCGGCGUGGACACCAAGACGGGAGAGCUGGAGUACAAGGCACAGAGUCCGGAUGAGGCCGCGCUCGUACAGGCUGCGGCGGAUGUCGGGUGGGAGUUCAGAGGGAGGGAUAAGGACGUGUUGUUCUUGAAGACGCCGUUCGAGCAGGGGUUCAUCAGGUUUAGGUUAUUGAAUAUCUUGGAGUUCACGAGCGCGAGGAAGAGGAUGAGUGUCAUUCUGAGGAGACUGCCCGGGACCAUCGGCCGCGAUUCAGCCGAAGUCGACGCGGACAGCAUCACUGUGGACAAUGAGAAGGAGAGGGAGGACGGGCCGUUGCUUUUGCUCAGUAAAGGCGCCGACAACGUUAUUUUCGAACGACUCGUGCCCGACGCUCAACAGUCGCUCCGCGAGACCACCGAGGCUCAACUGGACGAGUUUGCAAGAUCUGGACUGAGGACGCUCACGCUCGCGUGGAAGACGGUGCCGGAGGAGGAGUAUAAGGCUUGGGCGAAGCGGUAUCAGACCGCGACGGCGGCGAUUGAUGAUAGGGAGGGGCAGAUUGAGAGCGUGAGCGAUGAGAUUGAAGGAGGGUUGACGUUGCUCGGAGCUACGGCGAUUGAGGACAGGUUGCAGGAUGGGGUGCCGGAGACGAUUGCGGAUUUGAAGAGGGCGGGGAUUAAGAUUUGGGUGGCGACGGGGGAUAAACUCGAGACUGCUGUCGCUAUCGGCCACAGUACGAACCUGAUCGCGGACGACUCGAACAUCAUCAUCAUUCGUGGCCGAGGCGACGAAGGACGGUCUAUCUACGCUCAGAUGCUCUACGCUGCAGACGAAUACUUCCCGACCUCUGGUAUCCUCGAGGACCCGAACGUCGACGCGGAAGAGGUCGGUGGCGGAAACGGUAAUGCGAGCGGAAGGCCUUCUUUGUCGAGGAGGAGGUCUUCACAUCGUUAUUCGGGGGCGUUCCAACUUCAUAGGGUCAAUACGGGUAUGAGCUCCGUCGUCGGUUCGAAUAAUGGACAGAGGCCUGGUGGUUAUGUCCUCGUUAUUGAUGGUUUGGCUCUUACGGAUGCUCUCGGUGAUGACAAGCACAAACACCUGCUUCUCUCUCUCGCCAUGCAAUGCGAAGGUGUCGUCUGCUGUCGUGUCUCCCCCAAACAGAAAGCUCAGGUCGUCAGGCUCGUUAAGGACGGUCUCGGCGUCAUGACCCUCGCCAUCGGUGACGGUGCCAACGAUGUCAGCAUGAUCCAGGCAGCGGAUGUCGGCGUCGGUAUCUCUGGCGAGGAGGGUCUGCAAGCGGUGAACUCGUCGGAUUAUGCGAUCGCGCAGUUCAGGUUUUUGAAGAGGUUGUUACUCGUCCAUGGGCACUGGAGUUAUGCUAGGAACGGCAAUAUGAUUUUGAACUUUUUCUACAAGAACAUUAUCUGUAUCGGUGUGCUUUGGUGGUUCCAGAUUUACGAUGGCUGGUCUUCGGCCUAUGUAUUUGAGUAUACCUACCUGCUCUUCUGGAACUCAUUUUGGACGCUUCUUCCCGUCAUCGCUAUCGGUCUCUUCGAUCGUAUCGUUGACGACCACGUCUUAAUGGCACUGCCCCAACUCUAUCGGUACGGACGUGAAGGUCACUGGUUCGGGAUGAAACUCUUCGCGCUGUUCAUGGGAGAAGGAAUCGUUCAGUCUGCGAUCGUGUUCUUCUUGGUCCUCUAUGCGUACUUCUCACCAUCGUCGCGGACGGACGGAUAUGACGUGGCUCAGUAUGAGUUUGGUACCACUAUGGCGACCGCGGCUGUAUUAGCUGCGAACCUGUUCAAUGGGCUGAAUACGAACGUCUGGACCGGGUGGGUGUUCUUCGCUGUGUUCUUCGGUAUCGUGAUCGAGUGGGCCUACACUGGCAUCUACUCCAUCAUCUCUCCCGGAUGGUUCGCGACACCCAUCUACGGCAACGACCACUAUCUCUUCCACUCGGCUCUCUUCUGGUUCUCACUCCCCAUCACCGUCCUGAUCGCCCUCGCACCGCGCUACAUCCACUUGGCCUGGUCGUUCUUUGUUGAUCCGAACGACGUCGACAUCAUGCGCUGGAACUUCAAGCUCAACCCCCGACUGGAUAUCGAACAGGAGGCAUACAUUCGCUCCGAAGCCAACCUUGGUGCCAUUCACGAUCCUAUCGAGCGCACACCAUCUUCCUCUAUCACGCCAAAGACUAAGCCUCAUGAUCCAGAGAUGACGAACGUCUCGCCGUAUGGAGCGUCGAUACCGACGCACAUGAGGGGGAGUCAGAUCGAUAUGUCGACAGGGAUCAGGUCUCAGUCGAGAGGCUUCGAUUUCGCGACUGAGGAGGGCGGUGUGGAGAUGAGGAGGAUACAGUCGAAUUUGUCCGGACGGUCUGUACCGCGUGAAGGACCUAGAAGAAAGGGGAGCACGUUGUUGAAGAGUUUGAAGCGGCCAUUGAGGAGGAAGAAGUUGUCGACGGCGGAAGAGGUGGUCGAGGCAUAGAGGUCUCGUUUGCAUUGCAUUGUGUUGUGUUGCAUCUUUUCCCCCAGCUAUUGCUCACUCAUAGGACUCGUGGCUUGCGCCUGUGUGCUCACCUACUACCUACUUGUCUAUCUAUCUACCUACUUGUUCUUCAUUCGCCCGCCCCACCCGUGUGCUUGGUUUUUGAGUUUCUCUUUUUACCCUUGAUUGAUUGGUUGGUAUCGCUUUCACGCUUCGCCCUUCGUUUGUAAUAUAUCGCUCGUUCGCUUGUCGCGUUCUCGUUCUCGUUCUUUGUUCGUUAUUAUUACUUCUGUUUCCGCUGUCCCUGCUUCUGCGACUCCCGCCACACUAUACUUUAGAGUGUCCACGACCUGGGCUGGUAGAGCCCUCUUUGUCGGCGCACAGUUUUCCUACGACUAUUUCAUUCCUAUUCCACCUCAUCCACCUGCCGAACAUUCACGUCUAUUCCUCACGUCCUCCUUCCGACCAGCUGAUCAUCGCGACGGUGGCAUAUCCAUCCAUUCGUCUCGUACUCGGUACUCGUCCCCACGGCUUCCUCUCAUAUGCAUCGUCUUUUAUACUCAUUUACAAUAUCUAUUUCGCUUCCUCGCCACCUCAUGACGCCACGUCACAUCGCGCACCGUCCGAAACCCGUAUCUAUAGUCUUUUUGUUGUACUUUUAGUGACGCUUUACUUACUCUCUCAUGUUCUUUCUGCUUCAUCGCGGGGGAUUCAGUUAAUCGAUUGAAAGACGCUUUC